Molecule: messenger RNA, 708 nt
Organism: Mya arenaria
Lineage: Eukaryota; Metazoa; Mollusca; Bivalvia; Myida; Myidae
Exons: 2
Coding region: 160-708 (182 amino acids)
Source: RefSeq, a predicted model, not a curated record
CUUUACUAUUUACCAAUGUAAUCGUGAAUAAACACGAAUACCAUAACAUGUAAUGCAAUUUUAAAACUACGUGUCUUAAAUAAAAUUAUAAUAUUAAUGAAAUAGUUAAAACAAGUGUUAAAGUUUGGUGAGACAUUCACAGUUACGACAGGUAUCAAAAUGACAUCAAAAUCGUGCAUUCACAAGCUAAUGUUUUAUAUGCAAAGCAAGGAAAUGUUCAAGCUCACCCCACAGUUGUGUCGACUAGCCAAAGAGGAGUACCAAGAAACAAUGUCAAAGCUGCCAUCGGACGUUAAGAGUGACUCCAGUUUCAAUAAAGUAUUGCAACUGAUUGAACACGUGGAGAACUCCGAGUUUGCACUUGCGGUUGAGAUGCUUGGGGAUGCGUACAAAGAACAUGAAGAAAUGAUGAGUUACACUCCAAAGAAACCUAAAAAGACCAUUGAGAGAGAGGAGUCGCCGUCGAUAUUCGAGGAGGGCUGGCAGCCUCCGGUGCGCCCUGGAGAUCCACCAACGCCACCGGCGGUGCAACACAACUUGAACGAGGACGAUAGUAGGAACUGGCAUAAUCAAUCUCCCGUCGUCGUCCGCGAGUACAAGAAACCCGAGAAAGAAGGAACUGAUGAAACUGAUGGAGAAAAGUCAGUUGAACGUGCAGAUUUUUAUGUUUGCUUAGCUGUGUAUUCUGUUCUUGUAAUGGGUCUAUAA